UGGGAGUGGUGUGGGAACCAGAGCCCUCGUGCGCUGAGGACCCGGUGCUCGGCCACGCAGUCUAGGAAGCCAGGUCCGCUCCGGGCUUAUUCGCUGUCUCGCUUUGCAGUUCGGAGCCGCGCCCCAGUGGCUGGAGUUGUUCCUCAGACUGAGGAGAAGGUGGGCGCCGGAACGUGACCGUGGCGCAUAUUUUAGAAAGAAAAGAUAAAAUUUGAAGUAAAUCUAUAUUCAUGAAGUGUGACUCCAUACAAACUACAAAAUGUCAAGAAGGAAAAAAAGAUCCAAUAGAAAUGUUUCAUUCUGGGCAGCUGGUGAAAAUCUGUGCCCCAAUGGUUCGAUAUUCAAAGUUGGCUUUUAGAACACUAGUAAGAAAAUACUGUUGUGAUCUGUGUUAUACACCAAUGAUAGUUGCUGCUGAUUUUGUCAGAUCUAUAAAAGCCAGAGACAGUGAAUUUACCACAAACCAAGGUGAUUGCCCAUUGAUUGUUCAGUUUGCUGCCAACGAUGCAAGACUUUUAUCUGAUGCUGCUCGUAUAGUCUGUCCUUAUGCGAAUGGAAUAGACAUUAACUGUGGUUGCCCUCAGAGGUGGGCAAUGGCAGAAGGUUAUGGAGCUUGCUUAAUAAAUAAGCCAGAGCUUGUUCGAGAUAUGGUGAAACAAGUAAGAAAUCAAGUGGAAAACCCCAAAUUUUCAGUUUCUAUUAAAAUAAGGAUCCAUGAUGACCUUACCAGAACCGUAGAUCUUUGUCGAAAGGCUGAAGCAACUGGAGUUUCCUGGAUUACAGUCCAUGGAAGAACUGUUGAAGAAAGACACCAGCCAGUCCACUAUGAUGCCAUUAAAAUAAUAAAGGAAAAUAUGUCUAUACCUGUAAUUGCUAACGGAGAUAUCCGGAGUUUAAAAGAGGCUGAAAAUGUGUGGCAGAUUACUGGGACAGAUGGUGUGAAGAAAAAAAUGACAAUCCAAUGGGUGGCAGUUGCAACCUUUCUUUAUGCCGAAAUAGGACUCAUUUUACUCUUCUGUCUACCUUUUAUUCCUCCUCAGAGAUGGCAGAAGAUUUUUUCAUUUAAUGUUUGGGGUAAAAUUGCAACUUUUUGGAACAAGGCUUUUCUUACCAUUAUAAUCCUAUUGAUUGUUCUGUUUCUAGAUGCUGUGAGAGAAGUAAGGAAAUAUGCCUCUAUUCAUACAAUUGACAAGAGCUCAACUAGCAAACUUGGUGCCUAUGAACAUACACAGAUGAAACUUUUUAGGUCUCAAAGAAAUCUUUACAUUUCUGGAUUUUCAUUAUUUUUUUGGCUAGUGUUGAGACGUCUGGUCACACUUAUAACUCAGCUGGCAAAAGAACUAUCAAACAAAGGAGUGCUUAAAAGUCAAGCAGAAAAUACUAAUAAGGCUGCCAAAAGAUUCAUGGAAGAGAAUGAAAAACUAAAAAGGAUUUUGAAAACCACAGAUGAAGAACAUACUUUGGAAACAGAAAAUAAAAAACUAGUAGAAGACCAGGAAAAACUGAAAGCUGAAUUAAAGAAGACUUUAGAUGCCCUUUAUAAGGCACAGAGUGAUGUGAUGACAAUGAAGACACAGUCAGAGAGACUUUCAAAAGAAUAUGAUCGACUUCUGAAAGAGCACUCAGAACUUCAGAAUCGUUUAGAAAGAGACAAUAAGAAAGGUCUGUGAACUUCAUGGAAGAAGAUUCUGAUACACCGUGUCAAGAUAAUAAAUUUGUUAUCAUGGUAGCCACUAGAAAAUUUAAAAUUCAAUUUAGAAAAAUGUACUAUGACUGGCUAAUAGUGUUUUUUAAUGCCACACAUAGACUAGGUAGUAGUGAAAUUUUCAAAAUAUUUGAUAAUGUUUCAAAUAUAUUACAAAGAGUAUAUUCCAGCUCUUUAAAAAAUAUAUAAGCAUGUUAAAACCCAUAUUUACAUAUUGAUAGACAUUGGUGCAAUGGUGGCUCUUACCAAUAAAAGGCUCAUUGAUUAGCCAGUUACUUCUAAAUUUAGACAUUUUAAAGUUGCAUGAAACUAUUAAUAGCCUUGAAAGCUUUGAUGAGUUUUCAGUAAUAAUCUAUUUAAUCAGUUGCUGAUAAUGAUGUGUUUGAAAAUAGUAAUCAGUAUUGGAAAAUUUAUUCAUAGGAAAUUUAAAUAAGGAUAAAUGAUAAAUAUUAACCACUGUAUUUAUAGAGAAGAGUCACCAACAACAGUGAAAACAGUGACAAUGUUUUUUUUUAAGCUUGAUCUUACUAUGGUUUAUUCAAAUAAGACUAUUGAUAUAUUUUUGUUACUGCACUUUUACACCUGUCAUACUGUUUUUUAAUUGACAUUUGUGUUAGUAAUACAAAAAUUGUUAUGAAUUCCACCUUUUCACUCAGCAUCGUGGCACAAGCCUGUAAUCCCGGCUCUGGAGGCUGAGGCUAGAGGAGUGUGAGUUCAAGGUCAAUCUCAGUAAUUUAGCAAGGCCCUAAGCAACUCAGUGAGACCCUGUAUCUAAAUAAAAUAUAAAAAAGGGCUGGGAUUGUGGCUCAGUGGUUAAGUGCCCCUAGGUUCAAUCCCUGGUUCAAAAAAAAAAAAAAUUCUACCUUUUCAAGAUCAUUCUAUUAAUAGAGAUUACAACUGUUUGCAUUAACUAUCAUAGCAUUGGACUGAACUUACUUUACAAUGUGGAAUUAUUGACUUAAAAAGUUAAUGUAUAACAUAUCCAAAAAGCAGUGGUUUUUAUGUUUGUGAGAGCUACAAAUUACACAGAUAUUACCUCAAAUAUUCAUACACUGGUGUCCACAGUUUCUGAGACAUUUCUGUGUUCUAGAAGCUAAAUAUUAAAUGCUGCUUUCCUUUCAAAUAUUCAUUUAGAGAUAGUGAUUGUAAGAGUAACAAUUUAGUUAACGAUUUAGGUUUCAGUGUUUAGACAUGAAAAUUUAUUUCCUUGUCUCAUAAAGACCUAAAUAUAAAAGAAAAUGAAAAAUAACUGCUUAAAUGUUUGAUGAACAUUUAAAACAAAUGAAUAACCAUUAACUCAAAAAGAGCUUAAAUUAGUAUCUAUUUGUGGAAACUAUUUUGCUGUUGAAUAUACAUGAUACUCCCUUUUUUUUUAACAGAGAUAGAUUUUUUAAAAAUAUUUAUUGUUUAGUUUUCGGCGGACACAACAUAUUUAUUUUAUUUGUAUGUGGUGCUGAGGAUCGAACCCAGCGCCGCACGCAUGCCAGGCAAACAUGCUACCACUUGAGCCACAUCCCCAGCCCUCAUCCUCUUUUUUUGUUUUGUUUUGUUUUGUUUUAGUACUUGGGAUUGAACCUAGGGCCUUCUUGCAUGCUAAGCAGGUACUCUCUAGCCCACUCUUUUUAAUUUUAAUCUUAGACAGGACUCACUAAGUUGUCCAGGCUGCAUCAAAUUUGCAGUCCUCCUGCCUCAGUGUCCCAAGUUGCUGAGGUUACACGCGUACACCAUAGCACCCAGCUGUUGUUCAUUGUAAUUUUAAUGUGUAUUUUAAUUUUGUGUGUAUUUGACUUUUUAUUGUAAGGUGUAUAAUAUCAUUUCAAGUAAAAGUCAAGUGUUACUGCUAGAAAACAGAUAUGAAGGAGACAUUUAACAGAAGUAAGAAAUAGGAGUUAGCCCAUAUGGUCUAACAACACCAUAAAUAACAAGGAAAGGGAGUGCUGAAAUAGGAGAGAAAUGAACAAAUGACAGCUCAAAGUAGAGACAUAGAAAUAUCAAAGUGAGAUCUAUAUGGGUAAAUACAUAGAUAUUGAAUGUGUGUGAUCUUGGCCUACUUUACAAAAAUCAAGUCUAAAGUCAGAAUAACAUGCAAAAAAUGGAGAAAAAUACACAUCUUUAGAACUGGAAGAACCAAAAUCCCAACAUCAUCAUUUAUAUAGCCAUGUGAUUUUUAAGUUUUUCAAAUUUGCUAGGCCUCCAUUUUCAUCUCCAAAAUGGGAAUAAUAAAAUUUGAUAAGGAUUGCUAUACAAACUAAGAUUACACAGUGAUUCUCAAAGUUGUUCAAACUGUAUAGUAAGGAGUCUGGGUACUUUUUGACAAGCAUGAGGAUUUGCAAAACUUUUUAAUGUUUACAUAUAGGGGAUCUUAAACCUCAACACUCAAUUUUGCAGAUCUUCAACUAGAGACUUUGAAAGUUUGAUCCUUUUUCCCAAGGAAAGGAUUUGAGGGUAAGGAUUUGAGUCUAGAAUUCAUGUAUCUAGUUUCCCUAGAUAUUAAUUCACAGCUGGCUGUAAUUUGCUAAAUUGAAAACAUUGCCAUGUUUUGCCAGUGUUUGAACCAGGGAGUCUGGCUACAGAAUCUGUAUGCUUUACCACUGUACCAAACUGUCUCACACAUCGUAUUUGUUAGUUCUUCCUAACUCUCUUUAGGUACUUAGCAAUUUCUAUCAUGUGAGGAAAUAUGUAUUACAUGAAUUUAGUUACACUGCAUAUUAAAUUGUUUUUCUUCUCAUUAUCA
Messenger RNA from Ictidomys tridecemlineatus (thirteen-lined ground squirrel), 4439 nucleotides. NCBI's taxonomy places the organism in Eukaryota, Metazoa, Chordata, Mammalia, Rodentia, Sciuridae. The record is from RefSeq and is a predicted model, not a curated record.